Molecule: messenger RNA, 960 nt
Organism: Fraxinus pennsylvanica
Lineage: Eukaryota; Viridiplantae; Streptophyta; Magnoliopsida; Lamiales; Oleaceae
Source: the annotation of a GenBank genome assembly
AUGGAGUUUACUCAAGAGAAUAUGUUAGAUGAGUUAAUGGCUCCAAAGAGAGACAGUUGGACCAGUUUUCCGACUGAAAUGAAUGAGUUCCUUCCAUAUGGUUGGGACUUUGCACCAUUUGAUCAAACCCCAGAUUUGUUAGCAUCGAACGCUUCACUUCUGGGACUCAUUUCACCACAAGAAUUCAGUUAUUCUUAUCAUGUGGGAGGAUCCCAACCUUUUCUUGAUACUUUCUUGGCGCCGGAGUUGGAGUCCUUCUAUGAAAAUAAUCACACUGCACUAACUGCAGAUAUCAAAAAUGGAGAAUUUGAGUUUCUUGGCAAUGGUUUCGAAGAAGGGAUGAGCAGCUAUAGUAGUGUUGACACUGCGCAAACUCAAGCAAAUAUGGCUGUUUCUAAUCUAGGUUUGUGUGGAGAGAGAAAGGGAAAAGGUAAGAAGAUCGAUGGCCAACCCUCAAAAAAUCUAAUGGCAGAAAGAAGGAGAAGAAAGCGACUCAACGAUCGCCUUUCCAUGCUUCGAUCAAUUGUACCUAAGAUCAGCAAGAUGGAUAGAACAUCCAUACUUGGAGACACCAUAGAUUAUAUGAAAGAGCUUCUUGAUAAAAUCAACAAGUUGAAGGAAGAUGGGAAGGAUGAGAAUCAGAAUCAGACGGCAGACUUAGAAGAUCUAAAGCCAAAAGAAAUACAAGUGAGAAAUCACCCUAAGUUUGAAGUAGAAAAGACAGACCAAGAAACCCGAAUCGAGAUAUGUUGUGCAGCAAAUCCAGGGUUACUGUUAUCGACAAUCAGAAAGCUAGAAUCAAUGGGACUUGACAUUCAACAAUGUGUUAUAAGCUGCUUCAAUGAUUUUUCACUGCAAGCUACAUGUUGCGAGGAAGCUGGGCAUCGAUUAAUUAUUAGUUCCGAAGGUGUAAAGCAAGAAUUGUUUAGAAAUGCAGGUUUUGGAGGAAGACCCCUAUAG